GGCAGAUACGGAGAGCAAGGAGAGAGUCACAGAGCACUGACAUCAGAGAUCACAGCGAGACAGAUAAAGAAGAGAGCAGUCUGAUAAGAUACAAACAGGACAGGUUAGAGAAGCGGCAGUGAGACGUACAGGCAGUGAGAGAGGCAUGGAAGGCACAAGGUUGGGAUAAAGUGGCCACUGAAUAGCAGGAUUAGCCGAGGGAACGUGGCAACAGACUGCCAGCAGCUGGGCAAGAGAGUGAGAGGCACCUGGGCAAGAGAGUGCAAGCAGCUGGGCAAGAGAGAACUUCUGACUUGCACCCUUCAACUCAACUCAAAGACAUGUCGGUCAUUUUGGAGACAAUCGGUUUCUUCUUUGGGGUGAUAGGAUCGACCAUGUUGGGGAUCACCCUCUUCAAUGCCAACUGGCGGGUGUCAUCGGUCGAUGGCAAUGUCAUAACCACCUCCACGCUCUUUGAGAACCUCUGGAUGAGCUGCGCCACGGACUCCACCGGGGUCUACAACUGCCGAGAAUUCCCAUCCUUGCUGGCUCUCUCAGGAUAUCUUCAAGCCUCUCGGGCACUGAUGAUCACAUCGCUGGUUUUUGGAUUUUUUUCCUGCCUGUUGGGGAUGAUCGGGUUGCAGUGCACCAAGGUUGCAGAAGACAACCCCGUGGUAAAGGGCAAGCUGGCUACUGCAGCAGGAGCAAUCUCAAUUUUCGGAGGACUCUGUGCCGGUAUCGCUGUUUCAUGGUAUGCGUUCAACAUCACUAAGGAUUUCUUCAACCCUCUUUACCCAGGAACAAAGUAUGAGAUCGGGCCUGCACUUUACCUUGGUUGGUCAGGGGCGCUUUUGGAUAUAGUUGGUGGAGCUAUACUCUGUUGUUCCUACAAGACUCAGGUGUCUGCAGCCAAAAAUAAAUACACGUACAACUAUCGAGCGCCAAUGACGGUGUCCUCUGCUAAGGCCGCACCUCAAGCUACUCUACCUCGAUACGAAUCCAGCAACAGUAUUUGUAAAUACGGAAAGAACGCUUAUGUAUAGAACUUCCGAGGCUUGGAAGGGCUUUACCAUCGCUGGCUUCUUCCAGGCUCGGCCAAUGAGGAUAUUCCAUCCAUAUUACAUCCUAUCACGACAGUGCUUCCAACGCCCUUGGCUCAUGGUCCACCGGCAUUGUCAUUCUACGUAUUUGUAAAUAGUUUUGCACUAUUCUGAAAGAAACCAAAAAAACAUUCACAGUGAAUGGCAUUUCUAUGACGGGAAACCUUGGGAACGUUGCCGGAGAAGUCCAUGGCCUCAAUGAGAAGAAAGAAGAGACGGGAGCGGCACAAAGUAUCCAAAAAGCUUCCCGCUAGAGAUAUUUGGACUCUAUCAAGGCGUACUUUAUCUCACAAAAACAUUUUCUGCUCCUUUUUUUUAAACAAACUAUCCAUUUUCUUCGGCUUCUAUGACAGUUGAAGACUUCAGCGAGUAGUUUGAGGCCGUUUGAUGCUGUAAAACGUUAAUAAAAAAAAAAA
Molecule: messenger RNA, 1495 nt
Organism: Xenopus tropicalis (tropical clawed frog)
Lineage: Eukaryota; Metazoa; Chordata; Amphibia; Anura; Pipidae
Gene: cldn15
Product: claudin 15, gene 1
Cellular component (GO): plasma membrane; membrane; bicellular tight junction
Molecular function (GO): structural molecule activity
Source: RefSeq, marked provisional